CGCUGCCUUCCUAUCAAUCCGUCCAUCCGAUCAUCUAUCUGCGGGGACAUUGCAUUUAUCAAUACCCGCAUCAACAAACACGACCCUCAUCACCUUCCUUACGCAUUUUCCCCCUUCGAUUCCCGUUCGCCGUCCAUCAUGAGCGGCGCCAACGACCCCGAGCGGGACCAGGCACUCGAUGAUUAUAAAAGGAGCUUGUUGGAGCUACGAGAAUGGGAAGCGAAGCUCAAAUCACUGCGGAUGGGCAUCAAGGAUCUCCAACGAGAGUUUGAUGUCUCCGAGGAGAACAUCAAGGCGCUACAGAGUGUUGGUCAGAUCAUCGGCGAGGUGUUGAAACAGCUCGAUGAAGAGCGAUUUAUUGUCAAGGCCUCCUCGGGCCCUCGUUACGUUGUCGGCUGCCGUUCAAAGGUCGACAAGGCCAAGAUGAAGCAGGGCACCCGUGUAGCCCUGGAUAUGACGACGCUUACCAUUAUGCGAAUGCUGCCGCGCGAGGUCGAUCCUCUGGUCUACAACAUGUCUUUGGAGGAUCCAGGGUCAAUCAACUUUGCUGGAAUUGGUGGUUUGAAUGACCAGAUCCGAGAGCUGCGAGAGGAAUCAAGCCCCCCCAAGGGUGUCCUUCUCUACGGUCCUCCGGGUACCGGUAAAACACUGCUUGCUCGAGCCGUGGCUAGCUCCAUAGAAACCAACUUCCUGAAAGUUGUUUCAUCCGCGAUUGUCGACAAGUACAUUGGUGAAUCCGCACGUCUGAUCCGAGAAAUGUUCGGCUACGCCAAGGAACACGAACCCUGUAUUAUCUUCAUGGACGAAAUCGAUGCUAUCGGAGGUCGACGUUUCUCCGAAGGUACAUCAGCAGAUCGUGAAAUUCAGCGAACACUGAUGGAACUGCUCAACCAGCUGGAUGGUUUCGACUACCUCGGUAAAACAAAGAUCAUCAUGGCCACCAACCGACCCGAUACCCUGGACCCGGCUCUACUGCGUGCCGGUCGUCUGGACCGCAAGAUUGAGAUUCCUCUGCCUAACGAGGUUGGCCGUCUGGAGAUUUUGAAGAUUCACACAAGCUCGGUCGUCAUAGAGGGUGAUAUCGAUUUUGAGAGCGUGGUUAAGAUGAGUGAUGGACUGAAUGGUGCUGAUCUGCGUAACGUGGUGACUGAAGCGGGUCUAUUCACCAUCAAGGAUUACCGUGAUGCCGUUAACCAGGACGACUUCAACAAGGCGGUGCGGAAGGUUGCUGAGUCGAAGAAGCUCGAGGGCAAGCUUGAAUACCAGAAGCUGUAA
Messenger RNA from Penicillium waksmanii, 1275 nucleotides. It is a transcript of the gene rpt4, whose product is annotated as proteasome regulatory particle base subunit RPT4. Gene Ontology annotation, molecular function: ATP binding; proteasome-activating activity; ATP hydrolysis activity. Gene Ontology annotation, cellular component: proteasome regulatory particle, base subcomplex; cytosolic proteasome complex. Gene Ontology annotation, biological process: positive regulation of RNA polymerase II transcription preinitiation complex assembly. The annotation marks the transcript as partial. The record is from RefSeq and is a predicted model, not a curated record. NCBI's taxonomy places the organism in Eukaryota, Fungi, Ascomycota, Eurotiomycetes, Eurotiales, Aspergillaceae. The transcript has 5 exons.